Messenger RNA from Rotaria socialis, 2052 nucleotides. NCBI's taxonomy places the organism in Eukaryota, Metazoa, Rotifera, Eurotatoria, Philodinida, Philodinidae. The record is from the annotation of a GenBank genome assembly.
AUGUUUAGUGUACGAGAUGCUGAUGAAACAUCAACUGUUGGUUCACAAGAUAGCGGAAAGGGAUUUGAUUUAACUAAUGAUGAUCAAUUUGAUGAAAGUGGUGUUAAUACAAGACAUAAAAAUAGUCUACAUACAAAGCUUUAUCAAACCAUUCAAAUUGAAAUUGAAAUUCUUGAGAAAGUUUAUCGUGAAACACGACCUGUUGCACCAAUGCCUAAACCAUUAUUACCACGUUCUGUAACUAUACCGGAAUUGUUCGAGCAUGAAGAAUCAAUUGCACUUCGUUCAUAUUUAUUACUCGAUGGAAGAGAUGAAUUUUUUAUUGAACAAAAUUCUCUUUUACCAACUGAAGGAGCUCUAAUGAUGACAAACUAUCGAUUAAUAUUUAACGGUCGUCCUAUUAAUCCAGCAACUGCCAAUGAUUAUGUAAUUGUUCGUUCAUUUCCAAUAUCAUCCUUAAUUCGUGAAAAGAAACUUUGUGGUGAAUUUCGUAUUGAUAAUACAAAUAUUUGCCUUCAUAAUAGUAUUCAAUUACGUUCGGCAACAUUUCAAUUGAUUAAAGUGUUUUUUGACGAUGAAGUUCUUGUUGAUGAUAUUGAAAAAUUUCGUACAAAACUUGUUGAAAAGUGUUAUCCAGAGUCUGUUUUACAAACAUUUUGUUUUACAAUACAUAGCGAUUAUAAUCCAGUUAUAAAUAAACAAAAAGAUGGAACACUCAAAAAAUAUGGUCGUUAUGCACGAAAUGUUCUACGUAAAAAAGGACUUAUACCACGAAAAGAUUUAACAGCACAUCAAAAUAUAUCAUUAAAAUCCAAUGGUACGAAUAGCACAGGUGGUAUGAAGCCAUUGAAUGGUUCUAUGAGACAUCAACAAAAUAUACUAACUCGUACACCUGAACCAGUUCGACGUAGUUUAACAUUGACAAAUACUCGUUCGCCCAAAUAUACGUCACUACAUACAAAUGAACGAUCAUUAGCCGGUGCUUCAACAUUAACAACACUAUCGACAAUACAUGAAUGUGAUGAAGGAAUAACGGAAAAUAUCAGUGAUAAUGAAGAUGAAGAUCGAUCAUCAAAUACCAUUGAUGAAUCAAAUAAUUAUGCAACAAUAUCAAAUGAAACUAAAAGUCUUGAACGUUUUACGGAUAGUUUUGUAUAUAAAGAUUUUGUUCGACAAGGUCUUAUUGUAACAAUGUUUUCAUCAUCACGUUCAACAAUGCGUAAAUCUACAGUUACGUCACUAACAUCAACUAUGUCAUUAACUGUUUCAUCAAAUAUAAAUGAAAAUAAUGCACAUAGUAACGGACAACAAUUAAUCAAUUCAACGAAUGGAAAUACUACUGCUAAUGGAAUAAAUUCCAACAUGGGCUUAGGAAUGAAUACAAUGCCAACAGCUAGUACAAUAACCGUCACCAGUGAUGAUGCUUUUCGAAUUUCACAUAUCAAUCAAGAUUUUGGUUUUUGUCGAAGUUAUCCAUUGGUAUCUGUCUUGCCGAAAGAUAUUCUCGAUGAAAGUUUAAGAAAAGUCGCACAAUGUCAUAAACUGCAACGUGAUCCCAAUGGAAGUAUAGAACAAGAACGUGAUUUCGAUGCUAUUGUGAAAUUAACACCAACAAAAAUGCCAUUCUCAACUGAACUUGUCGAUGGUGAUGAGCUUGAAUCGACUGACAUAACACUGUUAUCUGUUCGGAAGACAUCAAAUCAUUCAGCUACAAAUCGUCUACAAAAACUACCAACACAUGUUUUAUAUGGUCGUCUAAGAACAAUAUGUCGAAACGAUAACGAUCAUAUACGUUACAAAAAACAAACGAUAACAAUCAUAUACAUUAUGGCAAGCACAAACCCAAUUGUAACUGAAAUCGAUCAGACGGCAAUGGCAAGCACAAACCGAAUUGUACCUGAAAUCGAUCAGACGGCAAUGGCAAGCACAAACCGAAUUGUAACUGAAAUCGAUCAGACGGCAAUGGCAAGCACAGACCCAAUUGUAACUGACAUCGAUGAGACGAUAAUGGAAUAUUCAAACCAAACAACUUUGUAUUAUCUUGUAUUUUAG